CGCUCGCCCACUCGCCCACUCGCGAAAGCUAGAGCCCGCCCCGAUUGACUGACGACCGAGCAGAGGCUGAUACGGACGGCUCGCUCGCCCUCACCUUCCGACCUCUCCACUCAACCCCAAACACAACCAACCCACAGAACCUCCGACCUCCGCCAUGGCCACGCUCCAGCGGUUGGCCGGCCAGACUGCGAAGCGGCUGUGUCUGAGACCAGCCAGCGCCCUGCCCAUCCGACCCUCCUCGACACCCUCGAUACAGUCCGCCGCCGCCCGGCCGCGGGUAGCAGCAGCCGCCGCCGCCUUCUCGACGACCACCCUCCGCCGCUAUGCCGCCACACAAGAGCCCCAGGGCACCGUGCUGGUCCCCGUCGACGAGAACUUUGCCCCCUCCACCCGCGACCCCUACAACAUGUUGCGGCUCGAGGGCGACGAGGGCACCGGCGAGAACCCCGGCGACGGCUCCCUGGCUGGCCGCAAGGUCCGCCACUACACCGUCAACUUCGGCCCCCAGCACCCCGCCGCCCACGGCGUGCUGCGCCUGAUCCUCGAGCUCAACGGCGAGGAGAUUGUGCGCGCCGACCCCCACGUCGGGCUGCUGCACCGAGGAACCGAGAAGCUGUGCGAGUACAAGACAUACCUGCAGGCCCUGCCCUACUUUGACCGGCUGGACUACUGCUCCAUGAUGACCAACGAGCAGUGCUUCUCGCUCGCCGUCGAGAAGCUGCUGAACAUCGAGGUCCCAGAGCGUGCCAAGUGGAUCCGCACCAUGUUCGGAGAGAUCACCCGUGUUCUGAACCACCUCAUGUCCGUCCUGUCGCACGCUAUGGAUGUUGGUGCUCUCACGCCCUUCCUGUGGGGUUUCGAGGAGCGAGAGAAGCUCAUGGAGUUCUAUGAGCGUGUGUCUGGCGCCCGUAUGCACGCCGCAUAUGUCCGGCCUGGUGGUGUCUCCCAGGAUAUCCCCAUCGGUCUCCUCGACGAUAUCUACCAAUGGGCCACCCAGUUCGGCGACCGUAUCGACGAGACCGAAGAAAUGCUGACAGACAACCGUAUCUGGAUUGACCGUCUCCGCGGCGUCGGUGUCGUCUCCGCCGCCGAUGCCCUCAACCUCUCCUUCACCGGCGUCAUGCUCCGAGGAUCCGGAGUCCCAUGGGACAUCCGCAAGUCCUCCCCCUAUGACGCCUAUGACCAGGUCGAAUUCGAUGUUCCAGUCGGCGUCAAUGGCGACUGCUACGACAGAUACCUCUGCCGCAUGGAGGAGUUCCGCCAGUCCCUCCGCAUCAUCCACCAGUGCCUCAACAAGAUGCCCGCCGGCCCCAUCAAGGUCGAGGACUACAAGAUCGCCCCUCCCCCCCGUGCCGCCAUGAAGGAGAACAUGGAGGCCCUCAUCCACCAUUUCCUCCUGUACACCAAGGGAUACGUCGUCCCACCGGGCGACACGUACACCGUCAUCGAGGCACCAAAGGGCGAGAUGGGCGUGUACGUUGUCAGUGACGGAAGCGAGCGGCCAUACCGUGUGCACAUCCGUGCACCCGGUUUUGCUCACUUGGGUGGUUUCGACGCAGUCGCCAAGGGCCACUUGCUGGCUGAUGCCGUGGCAAUCAUCGGAACAAUGGAUCUGGUGUUUGGCGAGGUCGACCGGUAGACUUGUGAUAGUAUGGGGGAGUGUCGAAAAAAAGAAAUGAAAGAAGUGAUAGAGUCGACCACCAUCCGUCUUCGUUCUUUUGUCUGUAUAGUACAAGGGUCCGCUGCGUCGUAAAUACAGCCUUCUCCUUACA
Diaporthe batatas is the source of this 1772-nucleotide messenger RNA. RefSeq lists its product as uncharacterized. The coding region runs from base 155 to 1639 and encodes 494 amino acids. Gene Ontology annotation, biological process: mitochondrial electron transport, NADH to ubiquinone. The transcript is spliced from 3 exons. Lineage: Eukaryota; Fungi; Ascomycota; Sordariomycetes; Diaporthales; Diaporthaceae. Gene Ontology annotation, molecular function: NADH dehydrogenase (ubiquinone) activity; quinone binding; NAD binding. The record is from RefSeq and is a predicted model, not a curated record.